Molecule: messenger RNA, 4835 nt
Organism: Trichechus manatus latirostris (Florida manatee)
Lineage: Eukaryota; Metazoa; Chordata; Mammalia; Sirenia; Trichechidae
Gene: MYO3A
Product: myosin IIIA
Exons: 33
Coding region: 9-4835 (1608 amino acids)
Biological process (GO): regulation of actin filament length; positive regulation of filopodium assembly; sensory perception of sound
Cellular component (GO): filopodium tip; stereocilium tip; myosin complex
Molecular function (GO): protein binding; microfilament motor activity; protein serine/threonine kinase activity
Source: RefSeq, a predicted model, not a curated record
CCUUCGAGAUGCUUCCAUUGAUUGGAAAAACAAUUACCUUUGAUAACUUUCCUGAUCCCUCUGAUACAUGGGAAAUCACUGAAACAAUCGGCAAAGGAACUUAUGGGAAAGUUUUUAAAGUGCUGAAUAAGAAAAAUGGCCAAAAAGCAGCAGUCAAAAUUCUCGAUCCAAUUCAUGAUAUUGAUGAAGAGAUCAAAGCAGAGUAUAACAUUUUAAAAACACUUUCUGACCACCCUAAUGUGGUCAGGUUCUAUGGGAUGUACUUUAAGAAGGAUAAAGUAAACGGGGAUAAGCUGUGGUUGGUUCUUGAGUUGUGCAAUGGAGGCUCAGUGACUGAUCUCGUGAAAGGAUUUCUGAAGAGGGGUGAAAGAAUGAGUGAGCCCAUAAUUGCCUAUAUUUUACAUGAAGCACUCAUGGGACUUCUGCAUUUGCAUAACAACAAAACUAUCCAUCGUGAUGUAAAAGGAAAUAACAUCCUUUUGACCACUGAAGGUGGAGUUAAACUAGUAGAUUUUGGUGUGUCUGCACAGCUCACCAGCACCUGGCACCGUCGGAAUACAUCAGUAGGAACACCAUUUUGGAUGGCUCCUGAGGUGAUUGCAUGUGAGCAGCAACUGGACACCACAUAUGAUGCCAGAUGUGACACAUGGUCCCUGGGUAUCACAGCCAUUGAGCUGGGGGAUGGAGAUCCCCCACUUGCAGAUCUGCAUCCCAUGAGAGCACUCUUCAAAAUACCAAGGAAUCCACCCCCAAAACUAAGGAAGCCCGAGCUAUGGUCAGCUGAAUUCAAUGACUUCAUUAGCAAGUGCUUGACCAAAGAUUAUGAAAAGCGUCCAACAGUGUCAGAUCUUUUACAGCAUAAAUUCAUUGCGCAAAUUGAGGGCAGAGAUGUGAUGUUACAAAAACAACUCAUGGAAUUCAUUGACAUUCACCAACACAUGGGAAGCACAGAAAAAGCCAGACAUGAACGUAUUCAUACCAAGAAAAGUAAUUUCAACAGAUCUCUAAUUUCCAGUGUGAAGGAUGUGGAUGAUUUAGCAACCCUAGAAGUUUUGGAUGAGAAUACAGUCUCAGAGCAACUUGAGAAGUGUUAUUCCAGAGAUCAAAUCUAUAUCUAUGUGGGAGAUAUACUGAUUGCCCUCAACCCUUUUCAGAGUCUGGGUCUUUAUUCCACAAAGCAUUCCAAAGCAUAUACUGGAGCCAAGAGAACUGCCAAUCCUCCUCACAUUUUUGCAAUGGCUGACUUAGGGUACCAGUCUAUGGUUACAUAUAAUUCAGAUCAGUGCAUAGUUAUCUCUGGAGAAAGUGGUGCUGGGAAGACAGAAAGUGCCCAUCUUUUGGUUCAGCAGCUGACGAUACUUGGGAAGGCUAAUAAUAGAACACUUCAAGAGAAGAUUUUACAAGUGAACAAUUUGGUGGAAGCCUUUGGCAAUGCGUGCACUAUUAUAAAUGACAACUCCAGCAGAUUUGGAAAAUACUUAGAAAUGAAAUUCACCUCUUCUGGAGCUGUGGUGGGAGCACAGAUUUCUGAGUACCUUCUGGAGAAAUCUCGAGUUAUCCACCAAGCUAUUGGAGAAAAAAAUUUUCAUAUUUUUUACUACAUCUAUGCUGGAUUAACUGAAAAGAAGAAACUAGCCCAUUACAAAUUGCCUGAAAAUAAACCUCCCAGGUACCUACAAAAUGACCACCUCAGAACAGUACAGGACAUGAUACAUAAUAGUUUCUAUAAAUCUCAAUAUGAAUUAACAGAGCAAUGUUUCAAAGUCAUAGGCUUUACAAUGGAGGAACUAGGAAGUGUGUACAGUGUACUCGCUGCAAUCUUAAAUGUUGGAAAUGUUGAAUUUUCUUCUGUGGCAACUGAACACCAGAUUGACAAGAGCCACAUUUCCCAUCAUGCCGCCCUGGAGAACUCUGCUUCUUUGCUUUGCAUUCAGGCAGAUGAGCUACAAGAAGCUCUCACCUCCCACUGUGUGGUGGCUAGAGGAGAAACAAUUAUACGUCCCAAUACCGUAGAAAAAGCCACUGAUGUCAGAGAUGCGAUGGCUAAAACUUUAUAUGGGCAUCUCUUUAGUUGGAUAGUCAAUCGCAUUAAUAGCUUGUUGAAGCAUGAUGCGUCACCAAGUGGGAAUGGAGAUGAACUGAGCAUUGGCAUUCUCGAUAUAUUUGGCUUUGAAAAUUUCAAGAAAAAUUCCUUUGAGCAGCUGUGCAUUAACAUUGCAAAUGAACAAAUUCAGUAUUAUUUCAAUCAGCAUGUGUUCGCAUGGGAACAGAAUGAAUACUUACAUGAAGAUAUUGAUGCCAGAGUUAUUGAAUACGAAGAUAACCAGCCCCUCUUAGACAUGUUCCUGCAGAAGCCAAUGGGUUUACUGUCCCUGCUUGAUGAAGAAAGCAGAUUUCCCAAGGCCACUGACCAGACUCUUGUAGAAAAAUUUGAAAACAACCUGAAAUCACAGUACUUCUGGAGGCCCAAAAGAAUGGAACUUAGUUUUGGAAUUCACCACUAUGCGGGAAAGGUCCUCUAUAGUGCAAGUGGGUUUUUAGCUAAAAAUAGAGACACUCUACCAACUGAUAUUGUGCUACUUUUGAGGUCGUCAGAAAACAGUGUAAUUCGGCAGCUAGUCAACCACCCUCUGACAAAAACAGGUAAUCUGCCACAUUCUAAAACUAAAAAUAUAAUAAACUAUCAAAUGAGGACUUCAGAAAAAUCAAUUGACCUGACAAAGGGUGAAAACGCAGAAGCCACAUGCCAUGCCAGAGAGACAACCAACAUGAAAACACAAACAGUUGCAUCAUAUUUUAGAUAUUCCCUGAUGGAUUUAUUAUCUAAAAUGGUGGUGGGCCAACCUCAUUUUGUUCGAUGCAUCAAACCAAAUAAUGACCGUCAGGCAAGAAAAUACGACAAAGAGAAAGUUCUGCUCCAGCUUCGCUAUACAGGAAUUCUGGAAACAGCAAGAAUUCGAAGGCUAGGAUAUUCACAUCGUAUACUUUUUGCUAACUUUAUAAAGCGGUACUAUAUUCUCUGCUACAAGUGGAACGAAGAGCCUCCAGUGAGCCCGGACACCUGUGCUACCAUUUUGGAAAAAGUUGGUCUUGAACAUUGGGCUCUUGGAAAAACAAAAGUGUUCCUUAAAUAUUAUCAUGUGGAGGCGUUAAAUUUAAUGAGACGGGAAACCAUUGACAAGCUUGUUUUGAUUCAAGCCCAUGUCAGAGGAUUCUUGGGUUCAAGAAGGUACCAUAAAAUACAGGAGAAAAGGAAAACAAGCGCUAUGAUAAUACAAUCAGCUGCAAGAAGACAUCUACUCAGGAAACAGAAACAAGAAAUUGUUAACACAAAAAACACAGCAGUAACAACCAUUCAGACUCAUGAUCAGGAAUUUGACUACAAGAAAAACUUUGAAAAUACAAGGGAAUCUUUUUUGAAGAAACAAACAGAAAAUGCAAUCUCUACUAAAGAAACAUUCAUUCCAGCUCCAAAUAAUAAAGGAAGUAGUACAUCUGUAGUGAAGACGUCUACUUUCAAAGCUGAGGAAGAAGCCGCUGAUGCUACUGACAGUAACAACAGAGGAUAUCAAAUGCAGAAAAAAGUGAACAGUGUGUAUGGGGAAGAGGCUAAGCAAGAGUUGUGUCUGGUGGGGGAUCCUUGGACAGAAUUGAGCCCCAAACAGAAGUAUAUCAAAGACCUGCAAGAGGGCACUAGGGUCAGGAAAGUGGAGAAAGAGGAUGCUGUGCUCCAGAGUUGCUAUAAUAGAUACACAGAGGAAAGAAAUUUUGAAGACUCCAAAGUGGCCUAUCUUGAAAAGAAGGGCACAUCAGAACGGCCAAACUACUCAGGGCUUCGGUUAGCCGAGAAUGGGGCUAAGCAGCCUUCUUUUAAAAACGGUUUGGAACCUAUCCUUCUCCAAAAGUCAAUUUAUCAAAAGGCAAAUAGCAAAGAAAAAGAAAAGAAGACAUCUGUGGUUACCCAGAUAUGCAGCCAGGAGAAAAGCCGUCAGAGGUGUGAGGCAGUCAAAGAGGGGCAGGGUGAGCAAAUGAUACAGGACCUAGAAGAAGAUAAAGCAGCAGUGUUCAUUCAGAGCAAAUACCGAGGUUAUAAGAAAAGGCAGCAAUUAAGGAAGGAUGGGAUAUCCUCUUCUUUUAAGGAUCAAGAGAUUGUUACAGCAACAAUGGAAGUAGCGGGACACACUCACAGUUUAUAUUCCUGUCCCAUAAAACACAAGGAAAUCUGUAAUAUCAAGAUGAGGGAUGACCAAGACUCAAAAGCAAUUUCAGAAAAAGAAGCAUGUGAUUUGGCAAUUUUUUCAAAACAGAUAACAAAGUUGUCUGAAGAAUAUUUCAUUCUGCAAAAAAGACUGAAUAAAAUGAUUUUAUCCCAGCAACUGGAACCUCUUUAUCUGGGUAUCUAUCCCCAUGAUCAUCAGUGCCUCUCAGGUACCUCUAAAGGAGAAGAGUCAAAAAUAUUGAGACCCCCAAGAAGACCCUGGAAACCCAAAACAUUAAAUAACCCUGAAGACUCCAUAUACUAUUAUCUACUACAUAAGUCAAUCCAAGAAAAAAAACGAAAACCAAGGAAAGACAGUGAGGGAAAGUUAUUAGAUUUGGAAGAUUUCUAUUAUAAGGAAUUUUCACCUAGUCAUUCUGGACCAAAGCUGUACCAUAGUUUUAAAGAACGAAGACCACAAAGAGAACUCCAGAGUCAAUGUUUUAAGCCUGAUGAAAGGUGCUGGGCGGCGGAGAGCCCCGAGGAGGAGGAGAGCGGGCCGGGAGCCAACCCUUACGACUACCGGAGACUUCUGCGCAAAACCUCCCAGCGCAGGCGCCUAGUCCAGCAGUUGUAG